AUGUCGAACAAGUGCUCAUUCGAAGCAUGUGAACGCGUUCCACAUGCACUCUGCCAUGGUUGUAAAUCAAAUUUCUGUCGCGAACACAUGUUCCAACACUCUCUCGCUACUCAUUUACAACUAAAUCCAUUGAUUGAUCAAGUUAAUCAAAUACAAGAUCAACUGAAAGGUUUGGAUAAAAUGGUUAUCUUGCAAAAAUCGUUCCAACAAUUAGAAGAAUGGCGACAAAAGGCGCAUCUUGCCGUUGAUGCUUAUUUUACGGAAAAAAUUCAAGAGUUAGACGCGUAUGCAAUGGAACAGAUGAAACAACAUGAAGAAGAACUACUGGAAAUUCGAACGAGAAUCAUAACGUCUAUGAACGAGCAAGAUACAACACACGAAUUAAUACAUUUAUUAACAUUCAAAAUCCAAUCACUUCAACGUGACAUUGAUCGACUCACACAAAACGAUUUUCACCUUCAAACGAACCCAUUAGUCAUUGAUAAAAAUACAAUCAACUACGAACAAGUUUUCAAUCUCACAAAUAUUCUAUCUGUCCAUCGAGCAAUUGAACGAAGUGGGAAAAGCUAUACACCAUUGGCGACUGAUAAUCAAGUGUUGUUAUUACAUCGUCAAGAUUCGUUAGUAGUCACCGAUGAAUCAUUGGCAACAUUAAAACUUGCACCAUGGAAAUUUGGACCGAUUUACGACAUGUGUUACUCGUCUGUUCUCAAACAGUUUAUUAUAAUCACUGAACACGAAGUUUUUGUGUUAGAAAGCAACACAAUGGUCAUAUGUAAAGUCCGUUCGAUUCCUUAUCAAGAAUGGUUUUCCUGUACGUGCUCAUCGACGACGCUGUAUCUCUCGACAAAAGUUUAUAGUUCAUCCAUUGUUGAAUUUAAUCUUUUACGUUCGAUGUCGUUUAUUAAAAGAUGGGAAUCUCCGGAUACAUGUUCGAGAGAGGAAGCUAUUGAUGGAAUAUUCUACAACAAUGAUAAACUAGCGAUUAUGAUUAGCAAUGAUCAGCAGAGAUUUGCUCGAUUGGAACUACGAGCAGCAACGACAUUGACUCGAAUCUGGUCGAUGGCAUUAGAAAUAAUUUAUAGUGAAAAACAAGCAUACCGAUUCUGUUUGAUCAACCGAGAUGAAUGGCUUGUUGCUGAUCAUGCCAAUUCAAAACUUAUACAUAUCACGAAUGAUGGCAAAAUGAAAGCUAUAUGUGAAUAUCAUCCAACACCAUGCUGUGCAAUGAAAAUGGGAAACAAUAUAUUAGCUGUUUCAACAAAAUCAGCUGUUCAGUUGCAUAAAUUUUAG
Adineta ricciae is the source of this 1293-nucleotide messenger RNA. NCBI's taxonomy places the organism in Eukaryota, Metazoa, Rotifera, Eurotatoria, Adinetida, Adinetidae. The record is from the annotation of a GenBank genome assembly.